AUGUGAUGUUAUAAAUUAAUGAAAAAUUGUUAAUGAAUUACAUAUUAUAUUCGAAAUUUACUAGAUUAAAUUGAAUGUGGAAAAAUUAACCUAAAAAUAUUCCAAAAGGAAAAAUAAAAACGAGUUGCAUAUACUAAAGUGGCAUGGAAUCUGAAGAAACGUUUAAGUUAACAUUAAUUAAUUGCUUAAUGCAACAAAUAAGUGAAAUUGAAGUUUUAACUUCUAUUUAUAAUGAAGAUUCUAUUAUCCUAACUGAUGCUAAUGCCCUUAAAGACAUAAAAGAUUUUGUUGAAAAUAGAAUUCCAUAUACACCUAACCAUUUAGAUUUUACAUUCAAUCUUGUAAUAGAUGGUUUAAAAUUAGAAAUAUCUGUUAAUUUACCAAGCCUUUACCCAGAAGAAGAACCAGAUAUGUAUAUCAGAUGUAACCAAUUAAAUCGACAACAAGAGUCUGCCUUAAACUCUGAUCUCACUGAUUACAUUAAAAAUAACCACCUUGGAGAACAGUGUUUAUAUACAGCAUUUUCAUGGGUUCAAGAAAAUAUAGAUCAGUAUAAAAAUAAAUUAAAUGAAGUUACAAGUCCACUGUGUAGUGCAGUUACUGGUACGUCUAAAUUUUCAAGAUUGUGGAUAUAUUCACAUCAUAUUUAUAACAAGAAAAAGAGAGAACAGAUUGUGAAAAUUGCGAGAGAAUAUAAUUUAACAGGAUUUUGUUUAUCGGGAAAGCCUGGUGUUAUAUGCAUAGAAGGUCUUGAAACUGAUUGCCAAGAAUGGUGGAAAAUCAUAAAAUCCAUGAGCUGGAAGAAAAUUGUGAUAAGAAAAUCAGAAACCUUCAACAUAACUGAAAGAAGUUUGAACCAAAAGUUUAAAAAUUUUGAGGAAAUACAUGUUGAUAUGAGCAGCUUUUCAAAAUAUUUAGAAGCAUUUGGCUUAACACAAGUUUUUAAUGAACUGUUUGGAUUAAACAAUAUCAAUACCCAACAUUAUUAAAAUAUCAACAUCUUAAAAUAUAUUUAUUUAACUGCAAGGGCAACCAAU
This is a messenger RNA of Vanessa tameamea, 1037 nucleotides long. RefSeq names its product RWD domain-containing protein 2B. Gene Ontology annotation, molecular function: protein binding. NCBI's taxonomy places the organism in Eukaryota, Metazoa, Arthropoda, Insecta, Lepidoptera, Nymphalidae. The transcript has a single exon. The record is from RefSeq and is a predicted model, not a curated record. Bases 144 to 989 code for a protein of 281 amino acids.